Messenger RNA from Canariomyces notabilis, 405 nucleotides. RefSeq names its product RBP11-like subunits of RNA polymerase. The coding region runs from base 1 to 405 and encodes 134 amino acids. Gene Ontology annotation, cellular component: RNA polymerase I complex; RNA polymerase III complex. The record is from RefSeq and is a predicted model, not a curated record. Gene Ontology annotation, biological process: DNA-templated transcription. NCBI's taxonomy places the organism in Eukaryota, Fungi, Ascomycota, Sordariomycetes, Sordariales, Chaetomiaceae. The transcript has 4 exons. Gene Ontology annotation, molecular function: protein dimerization activity; DNA binding.
AUGCCGACCAGAUCCAAGGCGAGGAAAGAGGAGCCCGCUGAGGCCGGGUCCGACAUUGUCAUGGAGGAGGCGCCGACUUCUCACCAGCCCGAGAGCAAGGACGAUGAUAUGUCCUUACCUGGCUCAACACCAACCGCCGCAUCGUUUGAGUUUCUCAACGAGGGCCAUACUCUUGGGAACGCCUUGAGAUAUGUCAUCAACAGGAAUCCUGAGGUUGAGUUCUGCGCAUAUGCAAUUCCACAUCCCUCGGAGCCAAAAAUGACCGUAAGGAUUCAGACAUUCGAAGGCACAACGGCAAUUGAGGCGCUGGAAAAGGGGCUUCGAGACCUACAAGAUCUCUGUGACGUCGUGACAGACAAGUUCAUCGAGGCCCGCGAACGCUUCUCAGCAGGUGCAUCUUCGUAG